Saccostrea cuccullata (small rock oyster) is the source of this 309-nucleotide messenger RNA. RefSeq lists its product as uncharacterized. Bases 1 to 309 code for a protein of 102 amino acids. The record is from RefSeq and is a predicted model, not a curated record. NCBI's taxonomy places the organism in Eukaryota, Metazoa, Mollusca, Bivalvia, Ostreida, Ostreidae. The transcript has a single exon.
AUGCACAGUAAUAGAGAUGAGAAGUUAAAGGUUGUUCGUUACUCAGACUCCACAGAAAAACAAUCCAUACUGCUCAAAGACAGAACCUCUAUCUAUGAACAUCCUGUUCAUAAUCAGAAUUGCAUCAGUGAAAACGGGAACUUGGAUAUUUGUGUGGUGGACUUUAAUGAUAAAUCAGUAAUUGUGAUCAACCAAGCUGAAAAACGGAGAUUCAUAUACAGGGGUCAAACUUCCUCUACCAAAAGAAACACGUUCAACCCCAAAGGGAUCACAACAGACAGUCGGAGUCAAAUCCUUAUAGUAGAUUAA